Molecule: messenger RNA, 463 nt
Organism: Mucor mucedo
Lineage: Eukaryota; Fungi; Mucoromycota; Mucoromycetes; Mucorales; Mucoraceae
Exons: 2
Coding region: 37-276 (79 amino acids)
Source: RefSeq, a predicted model, not a curated record
GUUUCUUUUUAUAAACAUAAAAUAUAUAAAAAAAAAAUGGAAAACCCAUAUUCAGUUUUAGAAACAGAAGACGUUGAAGAAGGAGAGCAAAAAGUCGUCGAAUAUUUCCGUUUCAACAGUCUUGUUCCCGAUGUCAAAGUGGAAUUAAGCGACUCUAACUUUCCUGUGGACAGAUACAGAAAAAGUUCUUCAUUACUAGUUUGCUCAAGCAUUUAUGGGUAUUUUGUCGCCGGCUCUUGCUCUGGUAAAGAAAUUGAAUUGUUCAAUGUCUUUUGACAUUAGAAUUUAACAACAAUUUAAUUUAGGUUUUGUUUUGGGACAAACCGAACAAUUGCGUGCAACCAUUUACGGGGCUGAACGUGGUGUUGAUGCUACGCCUUUUGAGGAUUUGAUCAAGGUAUCCGUCACAGAAGGCCAAGUCAAUAUUAUCGCCUUGACGUGCGAUAAUCUUCAACUCCUUGUG